CACACAAAAUUAAAAACCCCCCAAAUAAUAAACCUUCAAGGAAUCCAACGUCUUAUACAACUCCAUUCGCCAAACUCAAUGCUUUCCUUGUGGCGGAAAAGGACGGAAAAAAACCUGCGACAUCUACAACUCGGAGAACAAGUUCGAAGAAAAAGCCGAUCAUGUGUUUAGGGUUUUCUUGCCAACACCGAUCUGUUUUGUGAGAGCUGCUUGUAAUGAUGUCAAGACCCAUGCUGCUCGUUUUUCUGUUGAUUAUGCUCAUAAUCACUUCUCAAUUUGAGUGGAAACAACAACUUGUGAUUGACCUUGACCCAACUCCGGCCAUCUCAAAGAAGCAGCACCAAAUUUCAAAGAGGGAAGAAGCUGUAAAAGAGAAGGUCAUUUUAUCACAAGAGAAGCACAUUCAUCGGCUAAAUGAACUUGUGCGGAGUCUCCGAGAACAAUUGCAGCUGUGCAGACACAAUAAUGAGACUACAAACGGCAAUGAAAGCCCUUUGACUGAACAUGUUAUUGAGCUUGAACGACAGCAGAUCCUGGAAAACUAGAGUUCUUGUUGACAUUUACCGUAUAUCUCCAAAAAUUGUAUAACCACUCUUUCUUCCUCGAGGUUUUGUAUUUAAGGGUCACCUUUGUUUGGUGUCACACUGAUUAAUAUCUUUGUAAUUAGUAUAAAGUAAAAAUUGGGUAGAAAAUUUGAGCCAGAUGGCAACCUAACCUGUUGCUGAGAUAUGAAACCCUAUUAUGUAAGUGCAUUUAUUGGAUCAACCUAAAAGGGUUGCAAACAAAACAUGAGAUGUACACUA
This is a messenger RNA of Alnus glutinosa, 803 nucleotides long. RefSeq lists its product as uncharacterized. The transcript is spliced from 3 exons. The record is from RefSeq and is a predicted model, not a curated record. The coding region runs from base 216 to 545 and encodes 109 amino acids. NCBI's taxonomy places the organism in Eukaryota, Viridiplantae, Streptophyta, Magnoliopsida, Fagales, Betulaceae.